AAACCGACACGUCGGGUGAGAUUCUCGGCACAGCAUCAUCAGCGCUGACGUGGGAGCUACGUGAGCGAAGGCCGUCCAACCCGACUGUCAUUGGUGACGAGUCAGACUACGUAAAACUUGGGUAAGCAUGGAUACAUCGGUUUCGUCUCAGCUGGACAGCAGUUUGCAGGACUCUGAGACAGGUGGAGAGGAGAACCUCAGUGAUUCAAAUGCAUCUCCUUCAGCUUCCACACAGGUUUCCUUGGAAACAGAGUCUUCUGUGACUGUAGUUCAGCUGCCUGAUGGUCAGACUCUGCCGAUCCAAAGAAUCAUCCAGGCUCCUCAGACCUCUGUUAUUCAGGCGCCCCAAGUCCAGAAUGUUCAGAUCACUCCUGAGAUAAAAUUGGAGGGGGAACAGCCUGUUGCAGACACGCAGAAGAGACGGGAGAUUCUCUCCAGGCGUCCCUCCUACCGAAAAAUUCUAAAUGAGCUCUCCUCAGAUUCUCCAGCAGUUGAUAAAAUCGAAGAAGAAACGGCAGAGGAUGAGGUGCAGGCCUCCAGCAACCCCCCCAUUUCUCUGCCAAACUCCAUCUACCAGAGCAGCUCAGGCCCAUACAUUGCUGUCACUCAGGACAGAGGUAUUGCACUGACCAGCGCUGCAGUAGAAGCCCUUCACAGGGUCCAGACUCUGACUGUUGCCAACUCUCCCACCCCUCAGCCUACAGCCACCUUCCUGCAAGCUGGAGAAUCUCCACAGCAGUUCUACAUCCACGGGGGGCAGGUGCUCAUCCAAGCUGCUACAGGAGACAUCCCCGCCUAUCAGCUGCGGUCGCCUAACUCCAGCCUGGCUCAGAGCAUUGUGCUGGCCGAGUCUCCGAGCAACAUGCAGAGCCCUUCGUCGCAGCACGCCGAGGAAAUCACCCGCAAGAGGGAGGUCCGGCUGAUGAAAAACAGGGAAGCAGCUCGUGAAUGUCGCAGGAAAAAGAAGGAGUACGUCAAGUGUCUGGAAAACCGCGUGGCAGUUCUGGAAAACCAAAACAAGACCCUGAUUGAGGAGCUCAAAGCCCUGAAAGACAUUUACUGCCACAAAGCUGAGUAGCAGCUGCUGCUGGUGGCCACAGACUAAAGACACUUUAAGACAAACAAAGAAAAAGACUAAGAAGAAAAAAACUGCUUUUGUUUCUCUGCUCACUCAGGCCUGUUGUAGUGGGGAAUUCAGACAGCUGGAGCUUGCCACUUUUGCUCUCGUUCUCUGUACACGUGAAGAGUGCCGUAUGCUGUGCUUGCUGCUGUGCACGUUAGGGGGGGUUCUUCGGCUAAAAGAAGAGGAACAGGAAGUAGGGACGCAGGUGCUUCCUGAAAAAGCCUCACUUGUAGACAGAGAAAAAGAAAUAUUGGGAAAGGGUCAGCUGAUCAGCAGUUGGAGGAGGUGCAAGCUAAGCUACAGUUGAUCCAUCACCAGCUGCAAACCUCCACCUGUGUUUACCUGUUCCAGUGACAUUUGGAUCCCUGCGUCUGAGUUUGGUCACAGCAUUCCUUUCAUGUGAAAGCACAACUAUGAAAAAGGAUCAAUACUUAAAUAUGGACAGCAAAAUGAUCUUCUAAAGUUAAAAAGCUUUCGUUUGAUGAAGAAAUGAAAAGAAAAAUUACUAGAAAAAGUUUUAGAAAUAUUAUAAAACUGAAUACUCCAGGCCAGUAAUAAAACUUAUUUUUAUGACUCAUAAAAUACAUUUAUUUAUGACCAGCACAUCUUUGCUCUAUAAUAAAAUAAGUGAAUGUUAUCAAAAUUGUUUAUACAUGAUUUACUUCCAAAAACCAUAUUUAUAUCUACUAAAGAAAUUGUUAUAUUUGAAAAACUUGAUCAUGAAAGAAUGACUUUAAUUUAUAUCAAAACUGUAAAUUUAAACAUGCUCUUAUGUGAUGAACCCCCCCCCCCCUUCAGUUUGAUUGUGGAGGAAAUGUCUUACUUUUGAAAAUAUCUGCUUCAACAAUUGAUCCAUAUGGAAAAGCUCUGUUUAAAGGGUGAUGCCAGUUUCUUAACUUUAUUUCAAAGACAUUUUUGUUUUUAAUACAUCAUUUCUGCUGACUUUUUUCUUUGUUUCUGAUGAAUUUGUUCCAGUGGUUAUGCUUUAAUAAAUAUUACCCCCCUUAUUUUUUUCAUUAUGUGAAAAUUGACUUAGGCUCCCAAAGUCCCAGUAAAAUAUGCAAGAACUGUCGCUCAUUACAGUGUAAAUCCAUAUUUCUCUCAUUUUGGCUAAAAACCUGAUGAGGUUUGUGUUUAAAGAGGAAACCUCGUUCUGUUUUACUGUAUUUUGUGAUGAAAAAAAAAACUUUCUAUAAUAAAUCUGUUCAUUAUAAAUAUAUUUUCUGCAUUUAAAUGUUACUUCUAAAAAAAACCCAUUUGUUGUCAUCUCAGUGGACUUUCUUGUCUUAAGUGUGAAACUAUUUUCUUUAUUCAAAAAAAGUUUUACAUUUUCACUGAAGUCAUCAAGAAUUUUGUGUUAGUUGCUGCAAAGUAUAAUAAGAUUACAGUUUAUUAUCAACUCCACCCAUAAAAGCGUUUUAGAAGAUAUUUUCAAUCUGUCUAUUUUUGCAACCAGAAACAAAACUAAGGCUCUGUUAGGCAUCUUGAACUUUAAAGACAGACUUUCUUUAAUGUUAUCAAAGUCUCACUGAUCAUCUUUUGAUCUACCGGUAUUUUGUUUUUGUUCCCUGUGUUCUUUUAAUUUUGAAAAUGCUACAAUUUCAUGAUGACUGAACUUUAGUUAAAAUCAACAAGCCUGUGUUGUUUUCUAGGACAUAGUUUCUGCUGAGUGGCAGGAGUUCAUUAGAUGUUUGACUCUGUGUAAUGGGACGGACCAUUGGCAUAGAGCAACCCCGCCCCCUCUUUCCUUCCCCGUUGUCAAGAGAGCAAGGAGCUUGUGGCCCACCAAGUGUAUUUUUGAUAUCACAAAUAAGCACUUCUUCAUAUGCCAUAUGGUCUGUUCCUGAUUUGCAAUAAUUUGAAUAAAGAAAUAUUCAGAAAAACAAA
Molecule: messenger RNA, 3010 nt
Organism: Oryzias latipes (Japanese medaka)
Lineage: Eukaryota; Metazoa; Chordata; Actinopteri; Beloniformes; Adrianichthyidae
Gene: crema
Product: cAMP responsive element modulator a
Biological process (GO): regulation of transcription by RNA polymerase II
Cellular component (GO): nucleus; ATF4-CREB1 transcription factor complex
Molecular function (GO): protein binding; DNA-binding transcription factor activity, RNA polymerase II-specific; cAMP response element binding
Source: RefSeq, a predicted model, not a curated record